AUGACAGAUAUAUCUCAUUGGUUUAAAAAUGUUCCUCAAUUUACACGAUUCUGGCUUACGGCGACGCUGGGAGUCAGUAUCAUUGGCCGAUUUGGAAUGAUCCCGCCCCGAUAUCUGCCGCUUUAUUAUGAACCUUUUGUACACGGUUUACAGCUUUGGCGGCCAGUUACAGCUUUGUUUUUCUACCCGCUAUCGCCCAGCACGGGAUUCCACUUCAUGCUCAAUUGUUACUUUCUGUACAACUAUUCACUCAGAUUGGAAACAAAUCACUACAAAACAAGCCCCGCUGACUACUUGUUCCUGUUGAUGUUCAACUGGAUAUGUUGCGUUAUCAGCGGGCUAACUUUUGGCAUUCCGGUUCUUAUGGAUCCAAUGGUACUUUCCGUGCUGUAUGUCUGGUGCCAGCUAAAUAAGGAGGUGACAGUGAACUUUUGGUUCGGUACGAGAUUCAAGGCUAUGUACCUUCCUUGGGUUUUGGCUGGAAUUAACGUCAUCCUUUUGGGAGGUGGUUUCCUAGAGCUUCUUGGCAUUCUUAUCGGACAUCUUUACUUUUUCCUGAAGUUCAAAUACCCAAUUGAUCUUGGCGGACCAUCACUUUUGGAUACUCCUGCAUUUUUAAAAUCGUUUUAUCCUGAUCUUACUGGUGGCGUUCAUGGAUUUGGAGUGCCCCCGGCUAACCAGCGACCAGCUCAGGAGCAAAGGCCAGCUGGGAAUCGAUUCUUCGGUAAUUCAUGGGGUGCAGGCAAUGUUCUGGGUAGAUAAAACCAAGGCGAAAAAGAAAUUUGAUCUUUCUGUUGUGUAAAUGGGUGUGUAUGUAUAUUAUUAUAUAAUAUAAUGAAGUAACAAACUGAA
This is a messenger RNA of Hermetia illucens (black soldier fly), 852 nucleotides long. It is a transcript of the gene Der-1, whose product is annotated as derlin-1. The record is from RefSeq and is a predicted model, not a curated record. Gene Ontology annotation, molecular function: ubiquitin-specific protease binding; misfolded protein binding. The transcript is spliced from 5 exons. Gene Ontology annotation, biological process: endoplasmic reticulum unfolded protein response. NCBI's taxonomy places the organism in Eukaryota, Metazoa, Arthropoda, Insecta, Diptera, Stratiomyidae. Bases 1 to 762 code for a protein of 253 amino acids. Gene Ontology annotation, cellular component: Hrd1p ubiquitin ligase ERAD-L complex; endoplasmic reticulum membrane.